UAAAGAAGCACGUAUCACCUUACGGAUCCACAAUCCAAGUGACCCGAUCCGGGGACCGUGACCCAAACACUCACACGUAAUACACCACAAAUAACGUCAACUCUCCAUCUUCUUCCAUGCAUCUGAAUGGAUAAACCCUAAUUCCUUCUAAACCACAAAAAAUAAAAAUUUCUUCCUUAUUACCUUGUAAUCUCCUCCUCAUCCAUUUUCCAAUCAAUCCCACCUCCUGAAACCCUCGAUCGAUUCAAUCAUGGGUUGCGCCUCAUCUAAACAAGUUGAGGUCGGAACAGUCGACGUCUACCGUCCGGCCUCCACCAGUUUCGCCGUCUUCGAUAUCAACGCCAUCAAAGAGCCGUGGCUAGCGGCGGAGGAACAAGAAGAAGAUGAGAAACCACCUCCGGAAAAGCCCGUAACCCACUUGCCAUCUCCUAUUCUCGAGAAGCUCGACGCCGGCGAGGAUGCUCCACGAUCAUGGGAUGAAGUCAGCAAAGAGUUGGAAGAUCUGAAACCCACCUUAAACUCACCUAAACCUCCCCAACCUCCUCCAAAUCCGGCGGUUACACCGCCUGAAAAGCCGGCGCCGGAGCCGGCGAAGAAGGUGAAACGUAAGAGCUUCUCUUUCCACACUCUUGAAGAACUUGAAAACAACGUCACAAAGGCUGCAAACAAAGCAGCAUCCGGGUUGAAAAAGACUGAGUCGUUCAACGAGUUAAACAAAUUCGGGUCCCGAUUGAAACGAACCGACCCGGGUACCAAAUCCGGGACACAUACCGGGUCGGUUCAACCUCCUGUGACGGACGGGUAUAUACCAUUGAAAGAAAACCCGUUUUUGUUACGCGAUAGAUUGGAGAGAGAAAGGGAAGGUAAACCGCCGCCUUUUUUUAAGAGGGACCCACUUGAGGAUUACCCGGAAAUUUGCCCACCGGGCGGGUCGGAAAAAGUGGUCAUCUACACCACAUCAUUGGGUGGGAUCCGAAGGACAUAUGAGGAUUGUAAUCGAGUCCGAGCCAUUAUGGAGCUCCAUGGGUUUGUUUACGAAGAACGAGAUAUAUCGUUACACGGCGAGUUCCGAACUCAGUUGAAAGAGCUACUUGGUGAGUUGGUGAGUGUCCCGCGGAUGUUCGUAAAGGGUAGAUAUCUAGGGGGUGUCGAUGAGAUUGUGGGAUUGAAUGAGAUGAGUCGACUCAGAAGGAUACUGAGUCGAGUUGGGAUCGAGAAAGUGGUUGGGAGGCAAGCGUGUGAAGGGUGCGGUGGUGCAAGGUUCGUGCCAUGCUUGGAUUGCGGAGGUAGUUGUAAGGUGGUGGUUGACGAUAAGAAAGAAAAGGAAAGAUGUCCAGAAUGUAACGAAAACGGACUCGUAUAUUGUCCUAUUUGUUCAUAAAAUUUUGAAUCGUUUCUUGGCUUAAAUUACCGUUGUAUUUUUGUUUCGGUUUGGUUUUUAGAAUAGCAAGAUAAUAAGAGAUACUUUUGUGA
Cynara cardunculus var. scolymus (artichoke) is the source of this 1473-nucleotide messenger RNA. RefSeq lists its product as uncharacterized. The record is from RefSeq and is a predicted model, not a curated record. Lineage: Eukaryota; Viridiplantae; Streptophyta; Magnoliopsida; Asterales; Asteraceae. Bases 251 to 1381 code for a protein of 376 amino acids. The transcript has a single exon.